Molecule: messenger RNA, 1182 nt
Organism: Lithohypha guttulata
Lineage: Eukaryota; Fungi; Ascomycota; Eurotiomycetes; Chaetothyriales; Trichomeriaceae
Gene: VMA5
Product: Vacuolar ATP synthase subunit C
Exons: 4
Coding region: 1-1182 (393 amino acids)
Biological process (GO): proton transmembrane transport
Cellular component (GO): vacuolar proton-transporting V-type ATPase, V1 domain
Molecular function (GO): proton-transporting ATPase activity, rotational mechanism
Source: RefSeq, a predicted model, not a curated record
AUGCCAGAGCACGCGAAAUACCUGUUUGUUGCGCUACCCUCCUCGAUUACACCAUCUGGGCACAAAGACGAUGCGAUAGGCUCGAUACAACGUGCUGUGAAGACUGAGAAUGGCCAAGUCACGCCAUUCAAUGUGCCUGACUUCAAGGUUGGCACUCUGGAUGCUUUGAUACAGCAGUCUGAAGAGCUUGGAAAGAUUGAGGGACUAUGCAAGGGUGUGGUGUCGAAGGUCGGGGAUACCCUGCGGAAUGUUCUUGAGGGAGACGAGGAGAAGAUAGUGAUGCACAAGAAUGUCAAUGACAAGCCAUUGGAACAGUACCUGAGAACUUUCAGCUGGAACAAGGUCAAAUAUAGGUCCGAAAAGCCUAUAGCAGAGCUUAUGGACUUACUGCAGAAGGAAGCCAACUCAAUAGACAAUGACGUUCGCACAAAAUACAAUCAAUACAAUGGUUUACGGCAACAGUCCCAGAAUCUCCAACGGAAGCAGACCGGCAAUCUGAGCACGAAAUCCCUUGUCAGUAUCGUCAGUCCCGACAUGCUUGUCUCUGACUCAGAGCACCUCGAAACUCAUCUGGUCGCGGUUCCAAAUUCUUCGGUUAAGGACUUCCAGAAAUCCUAUGAAACUGUCUCGACCAUGGUAGUACCAAGAUCGGCCUACUUUAUACAGAAGGACGACGAGUUCAGCUUGUUCGCCGUCACUACUUUCAAGAAACAUAGCUCAGAGUUCGUACACAAAUGCAGAGAACGGAAAUGGAUUCCACGUGACUUCAAGUUCAAAGAAGGUGGCAGAGAAGACGAGCAGAAAGAGCUUAGCAAGACUGAGGCUGAAGAGAAGAGAGUAUGGGGCGAGACAUUACGGCUAGGACGAACUGGCUGGUCGGAAGGUGUUAUGUGCUUGAUCCACGUCAUUGUGCUAAGAUGCUUUGUCGAGAGCGUUCUGCGGUAUGGUCUACCACUAGACUUUGUUGCAGCUUCGAUAAAGUCGGACACGAAGAAAGCCGAUAGGGCCAAACAAAACCUGGACUCAGAAUAUGGGUAUUUAGCUGGCAACGCUUUCGGCAGAGACAAAAAGGGUAGAAUAAGCAAAGAUCAAGGGAUUUCGCAAACGGACGUGAUGGGCGGUGCUGGAGGCGAUGCUUCGGAUUACUCUGCUUAUGUUUACUACGACGUCGAGCUUGAUUGA